CCAAAGCAUGUCUUUAUUCCGCAAACCGAAAAAGACAAUCCAGCGGCGCGUGUUCACCGAAAACGACGAUGACGACGACGAGCCCAUGGACGUGGAGGCGCAGCCCCCUCAAGACCGCGACCACAAGAAAAAAUCCAAACACAAGCCGAAACAGCCGCUCCUCAGCUUCGAAACCGAGGAAGAAGGCGAAGUAUUCCAAGUAAAAAAGUCCUCACACAGUAAAAAGGUCAUGAAAAUGUUCGAAAAAGAACGCCAAAAGAAGAAAGAGACCAAGCCCGAAAAAGACCCCAAACCCAAAGUCAAGACCGAGAUCGUAACGGACGACUUGGUCCUCGUAGUGAACCACAAACCGGCCCCGCCCUUGAUUCUGAGCGGCCGUGACGCCCUAUGUGCCGGAAAGGACGAUUUAUCCGACGAGGACGAGGCCCCAACCACCCACAAAUUCUCCAAACCGGACAACUUCAAGAAGGUCUUGGAAUCGGGGGCGAUCCCCGACGCCGCCAUGAUCCACGCCGCGCGAAAGCGCCGCCAGCGGGCGCGCGAAAUGGGGGACUACAUCCCAGUGGAGGAGGAGGAGCCCGAGGACAAGGGGCGCUUGUUGCGGGAGGAUGAUAACGAGGGGAGCGACGACGAACGAAUCGACAUGGACGUGAAUUUGGCCCUCAGGGACCAGGAACGGAGGCGGGAGCAGUUUCUAGCGGCGCAGGAAUCGGAUCAGGAGGUGGACGAGUGGGAGCACCAACAGAUCAGGAAGGGGGUCACGGGGGCCUCCGCCCUCGCCUCCGAUUUGUUGUACACUGACUACCAACCCGAACCUACGGCUGUGGCAGCCCCCGUGCAAGCCAUGGACCCCGGGGUCCCCCGGACCCCGCAAAUGAUCGCCGAUAAGUUGCGCGAACACUACCAGAACGUGUGCGAGUCACGCGAGGCCAAUAUCAACAAAUUGCAACAAAAUCAGCAAGACAUUGAGCAAAUUUCCAAAGAGUUGGAGGAAUUAAAGACGAAAGCGCCAAUCGCCGCUGAACGAUUCAAAUUCUAUCAAGAACUUCGGGGUUAUAUCACCGAUUUGGUCGAAUGUCUGGACGAGAAAGUUGGCGUGAUUGCAAGUCUGGAACAACGGGCUAUGGACCAAAUGGCCAAGCGCUCCGAGUGGCUGAUUGAGCGCCGGAGACAGGACGUGCGGGACCAGGCUGAGGAGGCGACCAACAAGGCCGGGAUGAAGAAGGUGGCGGAAGAUGAGGAAAAGGUGCGGCGGGCGGCUGAGCGCGAGGGGCGGCGCACCAGGAGGCGCAGGGCGCGCGAGAUCGGGGGGCAACCCAAGCACGUUGAAGGCAUGUCCAGUGACGAUGAAAUCUCGCAACAAGACAUGCUAAACUUUGACAAGGAACGCGAGCAACUCGAUGGGGAAAUCCAGGAGGUUUUUGAGGACGUGGUCGAGGACUACUCCUCAGUUGCGAACAUUUUGAUCAAGUUUGAGGAGUGGCGGGAGACCGACUUGGCGGCCUACAACGAGGCUUACGCCACGCUGUGCCUCCCUAAGGUCGUGAGCCCCCUUGUACGCCUCGACUUGAUUUUUUGGGACCCGUUGAACGACUCCGUCGACAUCGAAAAACUGGAUUGGUACCGAACGUUGGCCCUCUACGGCCUACACGACGACGAAAGUGAGGCAACUCUAGCCCAGGACCCCGAUAUCAACCUCCUCCCCACAAUAGUCGAGAAAAUAAUCAUUCCGAAGCUAACACAAUUAGUGGACCGGUGUUGGGACCCCUUGUCCAGCUCACAGACGUUGAAACUGGUGGGGAUUAUCACUCGCUACGUUCGCAAGUUUCCGACACUAGGGCCGGCGAGUAAAGCGUUGAAUAAUUUGUUCAAUGCCAUUUUGCACAAAAUGAAGUGUGCCCUCGAACAUGACGUUUUCAUUCCGCUUACACCCAAAUUGAUUGAGAGCAAGUCGCCCUUUUUUCAGAGACAGUUCGCCAGUGGAUUAAAGUUGCUGAAGAAUAUUACGAGUUGGCAAGGUGUGCUCAAUGAUAAUACGCUCAAAGAACUGGCGCUGAAUUCGCUCCUGAAUAGGUAUUUGUUGAGUGCGGUCAAGUUUUGUUUGCUGACUGAUGCCGUGUCCAAAGUUAGUUUAAUUAGUUUGAUUUUGCCGAGGGUUUGGCUGCAGGGUAAUACUCCCGAGUUGAAAAUGUUCAGUUCGAGUGUGCUGAACCUGUCGCAGCAGUUGGAUAAGAAUAAUCCUCUACAUUUGGAAAGUAUUGAUAUUUUAAACAAUAUUCUUAAAACAUUGCGCACUUGAGUGGUUUUGUGUGAUAAUAAAAAGAAAUUUUAAUG
This is a messenger RNA of Tribolium castaneum (red flour beetle), 2334 nucleotides long. RefSeq lists its product as uncharacterized. Gene Ontology annotation, molecular function: DNA binding. Gene Ontology annotation, biological process: spliceosomal complex disassembly; mRNA splicing, via spliceosome. The transcript has a single exon. Bases 8 to 2299 code for a protein of 763 amino acids. The record is from RefSeq and is a predicted model, not a curated record. Gene Ontology annotation, cellular component: U2-type post-mRNA release spliceosomal complex; nucleus. Lineage: Eukaryota; Metazoa; Arthropoda; Insecta; Coleoptera; Tenebrionidae.